UAAGCCAACUGAUUAAAAGAGCUCUCCCUUCCUUCACUCCAAUUCAAUCUGGUCUCUAACGUAUUUAAGUUAGGGUUUUUUUUUUACAUCAAGUGUAUUAAUUUCUGGGAACGGUGUGAAAGUGAAUGGCAGCCAUUCGGACUGGAGAGGCCGUCGCUAACCGUUUGACUGUUAGAAAUUGAAGUUUUCAUACAGUUACUGUCAAACUCCUAUAAAAGCCCAAACCCAUUCAUUUUUUUGUCGAUCUCUCAGCAAGAUUUCUCUCUUUAUUCUCCUCUCUUGCUCCAGAUAACAUUGUUGUCAACCAGCGAAAAUGGAGCAAACUCCUGGAGAAGAAAUUGGAAUCAGAAUCUACACUGCAUCCCCGCAAAAUGAACCUAAAUUAAACAAAAUCUCCACUGGAUCCCAUCAAGAUGAUGAAACCAAACCAUCAAAGCCAUUAUGCACCCUCACCAAAGCCCCUAAAGAACCAGGCAGCAAACGGAGAGCCGUGGCUAAAGGAAUGCAAAAGACAAUCUCCAAGACAUCCAUGCUUGUUAACUUCCUUCCAACAGGCACCCUUUUGACAUUUGAAAUGCUUCUUCCAUCAAUAUCCAAGAAUGGAGUGUGCACACCUGUUACUGCCCUAAUGAUCCAUGCCCUUCUUGGUCUUUGCUCUCUUUCCUGCUUUUUCUUUCAUUUCACCGACAGUUUCAAGGGCCCAGAUGACAAAAUUUACUAUGGUUUUGUGACUACAAAAGGGUUGGCUGUUUUUAAGCCUGGUCUUACAGUUGACGUGCCUAAAGAUGAGAGGUACAGAGUUGGGUUUACCGAUCUUGUUCAUGCAAUGAUGUCGGUGAUGGUAUUCAUGGCAAUUGCGUUGUCAGAUCAUAGAGUGACCGGAUGCUUGUUUCCCGGGCAUGUUAAGGAGAUGGGUGAAGUGAUGGAGAGUUUUCCUCUCAUGGUUGGUGUAAUUUGCAGUGGCCUGUUCUUAGUGUUCCCUACUAGUCGACAUGGCAUUGGAUGCAUGUCUAAUUGAUUUCUGAGUGUGUUUGUAUUUGCUAGUUCCUACUGCAGAGGAAUUAUUUUUUUUAAUGAUCAUAAGAUUUUAUUUUUUUCUAAA
Messenger RNA from Populus nigra (black poplar), 1102 nucleotides. RefSeq names its product protein DMP8-like. NCBI's taxonomy places the organism in Eukaryota, Viridiplantae, Streptophyta, Magnoliopsida, Malpighiales, Salicaceae. Bases 314 to 1018 code for a protein of 234 amino acids. The transcript has a single exon. Gene Ontology annotation, biological process: endomembrane system organization. The record is from RefSeq and is a predicted model, not a curated record.